AAAAAAAAAUCUCGACCUUCUUCCGCCGCCUACCGCCAAUCUCUCUCUCUCUCGCGUUCAUUGCUCCACCGGAGGUCUUACCACGGCCUAGUCGCCGGAAACCUCAAACUACCGCGGAUGAACUCCAUCACCGUCCAAGCUCACAGCUCCUCCUUCUCCGGAGUUGUAUUCUGAUUUAGUUGGCCUUUCAUCGCUGAAGAAUUAAGCACGUGAGCUCGCAGUGAUACUUCAUCUACACAGCUCCUCCAUAUCAGUGGGAGACCAAGAAAAUUGGCAAUACUGGGGUCAAGGAAGUCUCUUAUUCUCCGCCACAUAAAAUAUCUGCAAGUAUUUUUCAUUCUCCCUUCAAUUCUAUGGAUUUUCAAGGGUUUUAUUUGCACGCUCAUCCAUCAUCUCACAGCACCACACGACCAGAGCACCAAUCCCUUCUAAAAAAUCAGAGAUUUAUAUAUGCCCGGUUUGUUAAAAGAGUUAGGGUUUAUGCAGGGUUUAAGCUUCAGUGUUGUUCAAAAACUGUAUCGUUUCCUUCGAAAAGUGUAAUUAAUGGUAAAAGGAAAGGGUCUGAAGGUGUACUGCCAUCAAUUUUGCGUACUUUGGCUACUGAGAAUGAGGUGGAGAAGACCCUUGAUUUGUAUUAUGGGAAGCUUAGUGACAAGGAGUUCACUGUGAUUCUCAAAGAACAGAGUAGUUGGGAGAAGGUUGUUAGGGUGUUUCAGUGGAUGAAGUCGCGGAAAGAGUAUGUGCCUAAUGUGAUUCAUUACAAUGUUGUGUUGCGCACUUUGGGUAGAGCUCGGAAAUGGGAUGAGUUGAGACUCUGCUGGACUGAAAUGGCAAAAGAUGGGGUUUUACCUACAAACAAUACAUAUGGGAUGCUUGUUGAUGUGUAUGGAAAAGCAGGCCUUGUGAAGGAGGCACUUCUUUGGAUUAAGCAUAUGAAGUUGAGAGGAAUUUUCCCAGAUGAGGUUACCAUGACGACAGUUGUUAGGGUUUUGAAGGAUGCAGGGGAGUAUGACCGGGCAGAUAGGUUUUAUAGAGAUUGGUGCGUUGGGAAAAUCAAGUUGGAUGAUCUUGAUUUGGAUUCCAUUGGUGAGUCGGACGCAAGUUCUAGUUCAGAGCCCUUCAGUUUGAAGCAAUUUUUGUUGACUGAGCUUUUCAGGACAGGAGUUAGGAAUCCAUCUAGGGUUGUGGAGUUGUCAGAGGCAGAGAGCUCUCUUAGGAAGCCUCGACUUACGGCAACAUACAAUGCUCUUAUUGAUUUGUAUGGGAAGGCAGGCCGAAUGAAAGAUGCUGGAGAUGUGUUUGCAGAAAUGCUGAAGAAUGGGGUGGCAAUGGAUACUUAUACUUUCAACACCAUGAUCUUUAUUUGUGGGAAUCUUGGUAAUUUGGAUGAAGCUGAAGCUUUGCUUUCUAAGAUGGAGGAAAGAGGGAUACAUCCUGACACAAAAACAUAUAACAUUUUUCUUUCUCUGUAUGCCAAUGCGGGAAGAAUAGACCUAGCUCUUCAGUAUUACAGAAGGAUAAGGGAGGUUAGACUUUUCCCUGAUGUUGUAACCCAUAAAGCCAUUCUUAAUAUACUAUGCAAGAAAAAAAUGGUACAUGAAGUGGAGGUUGUGCUUAAAGAAAUUGAGAGUUUAGGUAUGCGUAUUGAUGAACGCUCUCUUCCAGUUGUUAUGGAAUUGUAUAUCAGUGGAGGAUUAACUGAGCGAGCCAAUGCUCUCCUUGAAAAAUGUCAAUUGAUUGGCGGGCUGUCAUCAAAGACUUAUGCUGCCAUCAUGGAUGCUUAUGCAGAUCAGGGACUUUGGGCUGAAGCAGAGGAUGUGUUCUUCAGUAAGAGGGAUAUGCUCAGACAGAAGAAGACAGUGUUGGAGUAUAAUGUCAUGGUUAAAGCUUAUGGGAAGGCAAAGAUUUAUGAUAAAGCUUUCUUCCUGUUCAAGGGCAUGAAGAGUCAAGGAACAUGGCCAGAUGAGUGCACUUACAACUCUCUGAUUCAGAUGUUUUCUAAGGGUGAUUUAGUGGACCAAGCAAAGAAAAUUUUAAUUGAAAUGAGAGAUGUUGGAUUUAAACCUUCAUGUCUGACCUUCUCUGCUGUAAUUGCUAGUUAUGUUCGCAUGAGUAGGCUUUGUGAUGCAAUUGACGUGUUCCAAGAAAUGCUAAAAACUGGUGUAAAACCAAAUGAGAUAGUAUAUGGAUCUUUAAUUGAUGGGCUUGCUGAAGCUGGUAGAUUUGAAGAAGCCAUAAACUAUUUCCACAUGAUGGAAGAAUCUGGGGUAUCAGCAAAUCAAAUUAUCUUGACUUCAAUGAUUAAGGCAUAUAGUAAGGUUGGUUCAGUAGAAGGAGCAAAGCGAUUAUAUCAGAAAAUGCAAAACUUGGAUACGGGUCCUGAUAUUGUGGCAUCCAAUAGUAUGCUCAAUCUGUAUGCAGCCUUUGGAAUGGUGUCUGAAGCAAAAUUGUUAUUUCAUGACUUGCGUCAGAAAGGCAAGGCAGACGAGGUUACUUUUUCAACUAUGAUAUAUGCCUACAAGAAUAAAGGUAUGCUCAGUGAAGCCAUUGACAUUGCAGAGGAGAUGAGACAGUUAGGACUUCUAAGGGAUUGCACGACAUUUAACCAGAUAAUGACUUGUUAUUGUGCAAAUAGGCAGCUUAUUAAAUGUGGUGAAUUGUUGCAUGAAAUGGUGGAUAGGAAGCUUAUACCAAACAAGUCUACAUUUAAAAUAUUAUUCACCAUAUUACAGAAGGGAGAUUUUCCAGCUGAAGCGAUCAGUCAACUUAAGUUGUCUUAUCAGGAAAGGAAAGAUUAUGCGGGCCAAGCUGUGAUAGCCUCUGUUUUUUCUGCGGUGGGUUUGCAUGCAUUUGCACUUGAAUCCUGUGAAACCUUUUUAAAACCAGCUAUGGAGCUUCAUUCCUUUGCCUACAAUGUUGCAAUAUAUGCUUAUGGAGCAUCAGGGAAAAUUGACGAAGCACUAAACAUCUUCAUGAGAAUGCAAGACAUGGGAGUGAAACCUGACAUUGUUACAUAUGUCAAUCUUGUAUGUUGUUAUGGGAAAGCUGGACUGGUUCAAGGCAUAGAGCGGGUGUAUAGGCAACUGAAAUGUGGAGCUAUAGAGCAUAAUGAGUCAUUGUACAAUGCUGUCAUAGAGGCCUAUAAAGAUGCUGGCAGACAUGAUCUUGCUUAUUUGGUUAGUCAAGAGAUGAGAUUUGCUUCUAGUGAAGAGAAGUAUCCUAACUCUGAAACUGAAGAUGCUUUUGAUGAAGAGCUGUAUCCUCACCCUGAAACUGAAGGUUUACCAGAGGACGUUAGCAGGUUAAGGCAUAGCUCUCUAUGAACCAUGCACCUGCUGCUUUCUACCUUUCUCUUUCUCCCCCGUCUUGUAUUGUCAAUGCCAAGUUUGAUGGUUCUGAUGGUCAGAUGGUGUUGCUCACUGAAGGUGAUGAAACUUCUAUGCUAAGAAGUAAGAAAGAUAGGUUACAACCAUUGUUGCUGACUAGUGGAAGAAGACAAUCCUAAAGAUUCAUCAGUUGGUACGCUUCCCAAAAACUCCAACUUUGGAGCGAGUUAAGGUUUCUUCCAUACUUGGGCCAACCAAAUUUCCUGCCCUGAAAGUGAAUAAGUGAAUCGGAGAAGCAAUCAAGCAGGAUGGACAAGAGCAUGACUGGCGACAUGGACAACCUUCCCGAGGAAGAUAAGAUUCGUAUGUCCGCCAUGAUUGACCAACUCCAAAUCCAUGACAGGUUCUUUCUCUUUCUCUGUAUGUGUGUAUGUGUAGAAAAAAAGGUCUGCAUUCUUUAUCUGUGUUUGCAGAGCAUGAUUGGUCAAAAAAUGCUAGAGUUCCAAUUGAGAAGGCUUGGUGUUUUUAAUGCUGAAGAAACAAUUAGCAAGCACCCCAACCUUGAUUAAAACUUCAAAAUCUGUGAGUAUAUCAGAUUAUCAGGCAAUUGUUAUGAUUAUUCUUUUCCCAGUGUAUAGCUAUAGUGGUGAGAUGGAACUUAAAUUUUAUGAUUCGUCUGUCUCAUUUGCAUUACUAUCCAUAUGAUUGUAUAAUAACCUUCUUGCGAAAUCAAUUAUCUGACCUUUCAAAUCUUGUUAAAAUGAUGGGUCCAAACCAACUUAACUCUUGGUAAUAAAAAUUACUCCGUAUACGUUUUGUGAUUUGAUUUUCAUUUUGGGUUUCUGUUAAGGUAAAGUGGAGAUUCAGAGUUAUGCUUUGGUAAUGAACUCAAGCAUUGAAGUGUGAUACACACUAAGAAUCUGUGGAUUUGGGUCAUAGCUUUCAUUUCUUCUUAUACUAUCCAUGAUAAACAAUGUAUAAGACGCCUUAAUGUAAAGAAAUUCAUGAAGUAUGUCAUUAUUUGGUUCAAACUUUAUCCUUA
Ipomoea triloba (trilobed morning glory) is the source of this 4368-nucleotide messenger RNA. RefSeq names its product pentatricopeptide repeat-containing protein At1g73710. NCBI's taxonomy places the organism in Eukaryota, Viridiplantae, Streptophyta, Magnoliopsida, Solanales, Convolvulaceae. Gene Ontology annotation, molecular function: protein binding. The coding region runs from base 354 to 3323 and encodes 989 amino acids. The record is from RefSeq and is a predicted model, not a curated record. The transcript is spliced from 5 exons.